Molecule: messenger RNA, 1381 nt
Organism: Aethina tumida (small hive beetle)
Lineage: Eukaryota; Metazoa; Arthropoda; Insecta; Coleoptera; Nitidulidae
Exons: 4
Coding region: 16-1116 (366 amino acids)
Source: RefSeq, a predicted model, not a curated record
AAUUUUUUACAUAGUAUGUUGGCCGGUAUAUAUCUUCCGGCGGUAAGAAGACAGUUAGUUCUUUAUUUAUUCCACGCUCAAACCAACUUCCAUUCAGUCAAGUCCACAAGAGCAAAGUGUUUUUUGCUGGAAUGCGAUAAUGUGUAUCUGAGUGUGUUCGUAAUGCGUCGCCUUAUAAUAUUUCUGGUUAUAUCCAGUAGCACGAUAAGUAACUGUCAAGAAAGUGCCCAAUAUCUUCAAAAUGCCGUGCGAGACCUAAGAAAAAUGAAUUUUCGACAAACUCUGAGAAGAGUAGACACCAAAAUGGUGGAGGAAGCAUCAACCAUAGAAUCUAUUAAAGAUGUCAUACCUUCGAAGCCAACAAUAGAACGUAGAGUAGUUCAAAAAACGGAUCAAGUACCUCCAUUGUCUUUAACUAAAGGCGAAUUGGCUGCUUUGUAUGAAAAUGCUGUGAGUAAGGGGGAUACUAUUAAAUUAAAUGCUGGGGACAACUCCUUCGUUCACGCUGCUGUUGCUGAACUGGAUGGAACAGAGUCAAAUUCAAACUCGGGAAGUUCAGGAAAUUCAGACGACUCGGGAGGAUACUACUAUUAUUAUUAUCCGAUUAAAAGUUUUAUAGAUGAGUUAUCUUCAAAACAAAGUCACAAUAUCAACAUAAGCCACGCAAAAGGUGACAUGGAGGAAAAGAAGACCAAAGCGAUGGAACCUCUAUUCAUGGCAAUAUCUGGAUUCAUAGGCAUGGCGGUCAUGUUCGUAAUGUCGAUAUUUUGGUUUCCACGAUUAAAAACAACGACAGGAGGAAUAACAAAGAAAACCAGUAAACAAGAAAAAAUAACGGAUAUUGCUAGGAUAGCCUUAUCAGCAAUUGAAGGACAGGAUUGUACGGAACGGUUUGCUUGUGAAUUAGGCAAAACGGCAAGAUCAUUUAAUUUACAGGACAAUAGGUUUAUGAAGUUAUUGAAGCGAAUGGCGCCUUCGACCUUUGGGAAGCAAAUAGACAAAGUAGGCAGAUAUUCCAAUAAGCGGUUAAAAUGUACGGCUAUACCGUGUAAGAAGAAGCCCCCUAAAGAUAAAAAUAAUAAUAAGAAAAAUCAAAGUGCUCAGAAGAAAUCUUAGUUGCCACCAAAGCGUAUUUAUUAUUUUAAUUAAUUUAUUUAUUAUUUAUUUACUUAUUUAUUAGAUAAUGUUAAGAUUUAUUUUCAAUUAAAAAUACAUGUAAAUAAAAUCAUUGUAAAUAUUUAAAAUUAAAUCGAAAAUAUUUUUGUGUGGAUGUUCGCGGGUUAAUUUGAUAACGUGAUAUGAGUUUUGUAAUUUUAAAAAUUGACGUUUAAAAACUGAUGCAUAUUUUGUAGUGUAUAAUAAAGUGAUAUUAUGAUAUAAA